Wasmannia auropunctata (little fire ant) is the source of this 1428-nucleotide messenger RNA. RefSeq lists its product as uncharacterized. Bases 529 to 993 code for a protein of 154 amino acids. NCBI's taxonomy places the organism in Eukaryota, Metazoa, Arthropoda, Insecta, Hymenoptera, Formicidae. The transcript is spliced from 3 exons. The record is from RefSeq and is a predicted model, not a curated record.
UCUAUACGAGAAGACAGUCUAUGUAUAAAGUCCCGAGAAUAUCCGGACGCGUAUAAUUCGAUAACUGAAAGAGAACGUGCGCGCUCGUGUAUUCUGAUACAUUUCUAUAGAAAAGGUCAUUCCCGACGUUUCGUUUUCCAUUUAACAUUUUCGAAUCUCAACACCGUCGUUCAAAUCACUCUGUUCGCGCUCGUCACGUUCGUUGUGACAUUCUUUCGCGACAUCCCCGCGAACUUGUCAGCAGUGCUCUCGGAGGAAAACGGUCCAGUCCGUUUCGCGUCGCCCUACGCCGCUUCGUGUUGCUCCGCGUCACUCGCGUAGUGUGUAAACGCGCGCGCGUUUCACCAGUGUGCAAUCACAACGCCGACGUGCACGAGGACUCGUCGCGUCGCGACAGAGACAAGCGCGCAAGGCCACGCACAAAGGUCUACGCACGAUCUUGCAGGUGGUAUAAGUUGGGGAGACUCGGAAGUUAUUUGUGAUCUGCAUCUCCGUGAGUACGUCCCCAUACGUGUGCCAUACGUACAAAUGGAAAUGUCUAAUCCGCGCGCGAAAGUCAGUUAUCACAACGUGAGAAUAUUCGUUGUCGUUACCCUCAUCGUUACAUUGUGUUAUCCAGCUCUCAUCAAUACGGCGGCAGUCCGUCCCGAGAAGCAGUUACAACGGGUAUUGCUGGAAGACUUUACAAACGUAACGAUUCCACAAGCUACGGAAGAUAGCAAUAAGAAAAACGCGUCGAUACGAAUUUGUUAUAUAGAAGAAAUUUGUGGAUGGGCAGUCUAUUGUCCAGCUACGAAUAACACUACGCGUUACAUCGAUUAUUUCAUGAAAAAUACAUGUAAAUGCCCGGAUGAAAGCUACAAGUGCGUGCGCGUUAGGGACAAUCUGUCGACGUCCGCGUACGAGUACCGCUGCCGCCAAAACACGACGGCGAUGGACAUUGUAAUUAACAAUGAGUCUACCGACAAUGUAAUUGGGUGUACCCACGAUUAAACCAUCUGAGAUGAGGUCGGCGGCGUCGUCUCGUCAUUGGAACAUAAUUCGAACUCGCAUCACGCCAACUCGGUUACCGCCAUCGUUGUCCACCUUCGCGAUUCAUCAUGACAUCUGCAGCUCUUGGAUUUUUCGAUAACAUCUUUAUCCGCACAUCUCGAAAGUGAUUUUCUCUUUUACCACAUCGUUUCGUUACAAUUGAAAGAGGAUCACAAAUGAGCGACAAAUGCUCGCGACCAAUCGAGUCAAAGUGAUAUCGAAAUUCCUUGUUAUCGUCAAAGUUGGAAUUGCUACAUUCUAAAUUUUUGGGAGUGAAAUGUCACUCCUAGCGAUCAUGAAAGUUUCGCCAGUCCGGCAGGAGCGAAUAUUCACUUUAAAAAGGGAGUGAAGCAAUCGUUCUUGGAGCAAAUUUUUCAUUCUUAAGGAGUGAAAAAU